UUUCAUGGACCCCAACUAGGAAAAAUAAACCCACCCAAAAAGUCACGUGCUCAGUUAUGGAUUAUGCAUGGUAUGGAAUCCCCACCUCACUAUCACAACGACCUUUCACAAUGGAGCAACCUAUUUAACUGGACUUUCACUUACAGAAGAGAUUCUGAUGUGUUAACAUCUUACUCAGGAUUCAAGCAAGUUCCCAGUAAGAUUACAACACCAAACAUCACUACUCAAUGGAUGAAAAAGGACAGAAUGACUGCUUGGAUGGUAUCUAAUUGUUGGACCCCAAGCAAAAGGGAACGUUACAAACAAGUUUUCCAGAAAGCCAUCGAUAUUCACGUGUACGGUGGCUGUGGGACAUACCGAUGCGCAAGAUCCAACGAAAAUAGUUGUAUGGACAUCCUUCAGAAUCAUUAUAAAUAUUACUUGGCGUUUGAAAAUUCCCUGUGUGUAGAUUAUGUUACUGAAAAAGCAUUUAAAACGUAUAGUUUCUCUCCUUCCACCAUUCCAGUAAUGAGGGGAGGAACGAACUAUUCUCUUUAUUUCCCUCCUGGGUCUUAUCUUGACGCAAAAGACUUCAAAAGCGCUUAUGAAUUGGGAAAAGCUAUGAAUGUUAACAAAAUGGGAAAUACGAAAUUAGAAAAUAUUUUUUCGUGGACUGAAACUAGAUCAGUCGAUUUAAAUUCGGAGCGGCACCGUAGUUGGUGUUCUUUAUGUGAACGUAUACAUCGUUCUGAUAACUAUAAACGGUUGUAUUCAAAUAUCAAAUUUUGGCUGAACGACAAUCCUAGAUCGGCGUGUAAAUCUCCUACAGAUCUGACGCGGUAAACUGUAUACAAAUAUAUGUUUGUGAUACAGACACGUACACGUUCGCUGUUCC
Molecule: messenger RNA, 874 nt
Organism: Mizuhopecten yessoensis (Yesso scallop)
Lineage: Eukaryota; Metazoa; Mollusca; Bivalvia; Pectinida; Pectinidae
Product: glycoprotein 3-alpha-L-fucosyltransferase A-like
Exons: 1
Cellular component (GO): membrane
Molecular function (GO): alpha-(1->3)-fucosyltransferase activity
Source: RefSeq, a predicted model, not a curated record